AUGGGAACGUCCAACUUAGUUAUAGUAUUUCUAAUAGCUAUAUCGCACGUUACNUGUUUUAGCGUUGUAACAACUAACAAUACUGGAUUUAUUCAGUAUGCGUUAUGUACCACUGAUAAAUGUAUUAAUACGGCUUCAGAGAUUUUAGCCAAUCUAAAUCGUACAGUUGACCCUUGUGAUAAUUUUUACACUUUUGCUUGUGGCGGAUGGUUGCAAAAUAACCAACCGAAUGAUUCGUUUCCAUAUAUUACCAUAUUAGAUUCGAUCACAAGAAAAGUGACAGAUCAAGUUCGAGAGUUCAUAGCAGAACCCGCUAAAGAAAGUGAUAUUAAAACUUUAUUAAAAGUAAAACAAAUUUAUGCGCAAUGCAUGGAUAACGGUACGUAUUACGACGAUGUAGAAAAGGGCUUUGAUGCGGACGAACAGAAUAACUUAUUUAGGGGCGUUGUAAAUAGGUAUCUCAAAUGGCCAUUGAUUAUGUCUCGUCGCGAAUGGGACGAUAGAAAUUUGACAUGGCAAAAUGUGAGCGAUAGUUUGCAUGAAACAGGAUUUGAUAAUGGCCUUUACGAUAUAGUAGUUCAAAGACAAACGGAGUCAUCAAAUAGUAACAUUAUCUUUAUAACUGAGCCUAUUACUUUGUUCCCAUGGAAUAUUGCGCCUAAUGUUAAGGAAAGAUAUGUAUCCUUUAUCGUCACAACUGCAAAAGCAAUUAUAGAAAACAACGGUGGAACCGUCGAGAUCGAUAUUCUUACUCAAGAUGUACGUGAUAUCGUAGACUUUGAGAAAGAAAUGUUUAACGUGAGAACAGACUUUAAAGACAACUAUAUUAGUUCUAAUGUUUCUAUACCGUUAACAAUUCAACACUUUCAAGAACAGUAUGAUAAACAGCAUCCCGAAAACCAAGAAAAGAUAGAUUGGUAUUCAACCAUUAAAAAAGUGUUUGCGUCAGAAGGAAUUGCGAUCGAACCGUCUGAGAAGAUCAUCGUUAAUAAGAUCACAUAUUUUGCUAAAUUG
This is a messenger RNA of Pseudomyrmex gracilis, 1014 nucleotides long. Its product is annotated as neprilysin-like. Gene Ontology annotation, molecular function: metalloendopeptidase activity. The record is from RefSeq and is a predicted model, not a curated record. The transcript has 8 exons. Gene Ontology annotation, cellular component: plasma membrane. The annotation marks the transcript as partial. NCBI's taxonomy places the organism in Eukaryota, Metazoa, Arthropoda, Insecta, Hymenoptera, Formicidae. Gene Ontology annotation, biological process: protein processing.